Molecule: messenger RNA, 1595 nt
Organism: Pimephales promelas (fathead minnow)
Lineage: Eukaryota; Metazoa; Chordata; Actinopteri; Cypriniformes; Leuciscidae
Gene: hjv
Product: hemojuvelin BMP co-receptor
Biological process (GO): BMP signaling pathway
Cellular component (GO): plasma membrane
Molecular function (GO): coreceptor activity
Source: RefSeq, a predicted model, not a curated record
AGAGGGAUUGGAGCAGCUCUCCGACAGCUGGUGAUUACGCAUCUCACUCGUGCGGGACAGUGACGCGGGGGUCGCGCCGCCACAUGAACGCGUCAGUGUCAGAUGUGACGGGGAAAGAUCUCAGCGUCGGUCUACAUGAGAGAGUCCUCUGAUUCUAUUUGUGAUCGGACUUGUCCCCCCGUGUGGUCGUGCGCUUCAGCAGUCAGCACCUGUGCAGACACCUGUGAGCAGGCCGUCCUGCCUGUGUCUGUAUGGAUGGGAAUGGCAGCAUCAGCUGUCCGUGGGAAUCAUUCACACACAACAUGGAAACACAUUGUGAUUGUUGUCACAACGGUCCUGCUCUUUAGUGCUCCAUCAGUGUGUGCACAGUGUCGAAUCUUGCGAUGCAACUCAGAUUUCGUGGCUGCGACUCUGGAGAUGGGCAUCAUUGGAGGUGGGGGUAAAGAGGGUGCUAAUGCUGGCUACUGCAGCGCCCUGCGAUCCUACGCUCUCUGCACACAACGGACGGCCCGAGCGUGCCGUGGAGACCUAGCGUACCACUCUGCCGUGCAGGGCAUCGAGGACCUGCUUAUCCAACACCGCUGCCCCAAAACCGGCCCCACAGCUCAGCCGCAGCCGCGGCCCCUGCCCCCGCUCUCAGGGGACGGAUGCUUCUAUGAGAAGGGGUUUAUGCAGAGGGAGGGCCGGGCCCCUGAGUACCUGCACUGCGGGGUGUUUGGAGACCCUCAUAUCCGCACCUUUAAUGAAGAGUUCCAGACGUGUACAGUACAGGGCGCCUGGCCUCUCAUAGACAACCAGUACCUGUACAUCCAGGCCACCAGCACGCCCACUAGAGGGAGCUCUUACACCACCAUCCUCACAAAGAUCACGGUUAUCUUGAAGAACUGGCGUGAAUGUGCAGAGCAGCAGAUAUAUCAAGCAGUGACGGAUAACGUCCCCCCGGCGUUCGUGGAUGGGUCUGUGACCAGCGGCGAUCGUAGAGGGCACCAGAGCCUGCGCAUUCACUCUCACGACCCAGGCAGACACGCUGAGAUCUGGGCGACUCACAUCGGGACGACGCUAGUGGUGCGUCAGGUCGGCCGGUCGCUGAGUCUGUCCGUGCGCUCGCCUCGUGCGAUCGUGGAGUCCUAUACACCCGAGCAGGACCUGCAGUUGUGCGUGUGGGGGUGUCCGGUCUCACAGCGCCUGGAGAUACCACACGCUCAUCCGUCCUCGCCGGCGUACUCGCACUGCUCCUCGCAGCUUCCGGUGCGGGAUGUGUAUUUCCAGGCUUGCCUGUUUGACCUACAGGUCACCGGGGACGCGAACUCCAGUGAAUCAGCCGUGGCUGCUUUAGAGGACGCUCGAGCGAUGAUCUCUGACCCUAAUAGCGUUCACCUGCUGACGGACAGGGCAGGUACUAACCCUCCGUCACUGCCGGUGGUGCUGGCCUUAAGCGUCCUCACAGAGACACUCAGACACACUGUUUUGGGCCCUGUGUGACAUCAAAAACACUGCACUAAAGCAGGCCUUAUGGGAUAUUUAACCCUUAUGCUGCAUUAGGGACAUUUUUGGUCUUUUGCAGUUUAAUUUCUUUGACCAUUUUGGCUGUUUUA